AUUUCAUUUGUGGACGGUCCGCUCACAGGGAGCACCUCAAAUCAAGCCGCGAGGGUUUUUAUUUGAAAUAGCAUCAAACCCCAGAGCUUUAAAAGAAACCAAACACCAUGGAGGAGUCCUCUUACGCACUGCGCCGGUGGCUCGUGCUCAUGGCCGCCGCUCAGCCCGCGCGCGCGCACGUACCUGGUGACCCCAUACAGCGAGGGUGAGUUAUUUAUUUAGUUAGUUAUUUUUACACAUUUUCACAAACUGACUUCAUUUUCAGGACUGAAAAAAGUGUAAUGUUGUGCAAUUCAAUGAUGAAUUUGACUUUUUAAAACAUGUUGAUGUGUUUUAAUUUCAACUUAAAUCAAGUUAUCAGUAUAUUUAAUAGUGAUAAUAUCUGCUACUUACUAGUUAGACCUAAUGCCAUGGUCAGCCCUAAAUGGCAAAACACAGGUUGCAAUUUACAUCAAAAUGCUGUAAUAAAUAGCUCUGUAUUAUAUAAAUAUGGCAAUACAUAAAUAGUUGAUACAUAAAAUUUGAUUUUGGGGCGCUCUAUUUCUGCCAAUAAUAUCGAUUGUUCAUAAUUCACACACCUUCACAAAUCUCUUUGAUUAACAUUCCAUGACGUGCAAACAUACCUUUAUCUUGGCGUAUUUUCUCUUCUUUCUCUUUCUUUUCUCUGCUCCUGAAGGAUAUGUCCUUUUUUGCCACAUUGUUUUGCCCCUGACAACUACCUGAGCUUUGGAUGCUCAGUGCACAUUGCACGGCAGAAGGCACAUAACGGUAGCGGAGCUUUAACAAAUAAGCAGUAAGAAUAAUAGGCCUACAUAAGCAGCACUAAAAUGUUUUAACUUUAUUUUAUUUUUACAAUAAUAUAUAUUUGAUCAUACAGAAAGCAUCACUCAUACAUGCAAGAAAUAGAAAAAAUAUAUAUAUAUUUUUUGAUUGCUCUUGGGGGCCCCCUAUUGGCCGCGGGGCCCUAAGCAGACGCUUAGUUCGCGUAUGCCUUGGGCCGGCUCUGGUUGUAUAGGUAUGUUUUGUAUGCGUAGUAUCCCACAACAAGCCUAAUGCUAGGUAAGAUAAUGGGACCUUUUUAAUGUUUAUAUUAUUGCAAAGUGUGUGUUGCACUUUUUCAUAAACAGUCGAGUGCAAAAAUUCAUAAUAGUGACUUAAAUUCAUGAUUGAAUUUUUUAAAAUGUGUAUUAUUAGCGUUUUAAUGCCUCGUACAUUGAGUCAACUGCCCGUAAUAUUUUCUUGUUGUAAAAAUUAACAUGUAGUCUAAAUUUUCUGCAUAAAUAAUCAAUACCAAUACAUUAACAUAUCAGAAAUUUUCCUCCCCUUUUAAUCAUUUAAAGCUCCUGUGAUGACCAUUAAAUUUGUAUUGAACUUGGCGCCUCCUGGUGGACAAAGCAUGCCUAUAUGUCGCUGCUGAUUUCGUUACUGUUAAACUAACAAAAAAUUCAUUCUGUUUUUACAUAACAUAUAAAUAACUUACUGAAAAUCCUUAACCUGAAUAUUAUAAACUUACUUAAUCAUUUUGUUCGACACCUACCCCCGGCAGCCGUUUCAGGCAUUGAUGAUAACAGAAUAAUUAUAAUAAAUCUCCUUCUUUAUGGUGUUAUUUUCCUCACAGGGUCAUAUAGAGGCAUUAAUAUUAUUUCAGUCUGUCUUAUGAUGAGUAAAAGGUCAACACAGGAGCUUUAAUUGCUUUAUUAACCCUUUUUUUCACCGUUUCAUGUCAGACUUAAUGUUAUAUAAUCAGACUAACUUCUUUUGGAACAUUUUAAAGUACUUCUGUGUUCAUUUAGGUACCUAAAAGUUACUCAAAACCCUUAAAAAAUGGUGUUCCUGUCCUUUAGAAGCAUCUCCCGCCUUUAGACAAGCCUGCAGGGUCUCACUUUUCCCAUGAGUCGGCGCGUGUCGGUCGGUCUGUCGGUCGGUUAUGAAUGAAAAAGCUCGAGUUUUCUGUAGUCGGUGCAGCCAGCGCGUGCUGUGACGUCACUGGCGGUAACCAGGCGAUGAGUGCGAGCUCGUGGACCCCCAGCUGGAGGAGUGGGAGGAGGUCCUUCAUCACCCCCACAUGAUGCUUUUUCUGUGUGACAGUGUGAGCUGCAGGGGGAAACCUGAGUGCAUGCGGAGUUUUAUCACUGUUUGGACUUUGAACGCACCACCGGGAUAUAAACGGGACUAUCUAACUUUGCGCGAGAAUUUCUCCACGCUGUUUCGCAGGAGUGUGUUUCUAUCUGUGGGACUUAUAUUUGAGGAAAGCUGUUUUUUCAUCACACGGUUUGUGAUUAUUCUUGAAUGCAUGCAUGCGCUCUCAAUAUCGGCUUAUAAAGGAUUGUGCGUGCAUGACCGGUGUUUACAUGCGUCUCCUAUUUGCGUUUGUUUUAAGCGUUCAUUUCUUUACUAGUGAAGUCAUCCUUUGAAUUUGAAGCACGAGUUAAUGUGUGUGUGUUUCAGAGAUGCUACGUUGUCUAAGGAGGAGGAUGUUGCGCCCGUACAAAGUGAUCUCAAGAUUUGUGCAAUGCUGUAAAACAGCACCCUCUAGUGGCGAAUGAUAGAAAUGUAUCUGCCACAGUUUCUCCUCACAUGCCAGUAGGUCAAAACCUGCUGUGUUUGGAAAAAUUGGGCACAAAAACACAUAAAAUGCAAAUUCAGUGAGAUAUUUGAACAUAUUUUAAAGUUUUGCACAAACUUAAUCAUUUUGUUGUUGUCUUUUUUACACCUUAAAUCUAAAUAUUGGAAAUUUACUUUCCAAGACCAAGUUUUGCAUCAUUAUCAGAACUUUUCCCAAAAUAAUCACAUCCAAUUGGUAAGAUCCUAUUGACAACCCCCCCCCCCCCCCCCUCCUUUCUUAUGAACCGGUGUGAGAUAUGAUAUUGUCACUCACACAUGUUGCCUUCAGAGUUCCCCCCUGCUAACUGCUGGGAUUUGUGAAUGAGCUCUGACUGUAGAUGUGCGUGUUCUGUCUCCGGGCGUCCAGCCAGCAGGGGAUCAGAGAGACAUGCAAACCUGUCAACUGCAGCUAAGCAUCACCUCAGGAUGAAGGAAGACUUUCCUGCAGGCUUUAGUGUGUAACCUGGGAUCACAACUGCAAAUGCAACUGCAAAAAAAACUGUUAGAGAUUUCCCAAAGGGGUCAGUGUCUGGUCUGUGUAAAAGCACGUGCCUUUGGGCAAGUUUCACAGUUUCCUACACUUUUAUUUCUUACAAACGGAUGGAUAGGGAUUUUUGAAAUCCUGUGCAGAAUGUAAUUAAUCCAAAUCGGUGUGAAGGGAUAAAGGAAGAUUUCUUUGUCUUUCUCCUGUCUUUUGUGUCUCGAUCUCAGGGUCAGUGUUUCUGCAGGUCAGGAGGAGUUUAGCCUAGUUUUUCGCAACACCCUGGACUGUUUCUGCAGUAACUCCACACAAACAUGUGCCUUUUUGGGGGGCUUUUGGCUUCACUUUUUAUUCAAAUUUCAGAUAAAAAGGUUAUUUAAAACAUAGGAUAACAGUGAUAACUCUGCUUUUAUUUUAUAUUCAUAUGUUAACUUUUUUUGGGUGACUCUGCAUGGAUAUAUGUAAUAUUUAAGUCAGUACUCCCUCAGUAGAAUAUUUGAUGAAAAUAGAGGCAUUGAAAAUGGAAAUGUAUAAGUCAUUAUUACUGAAACAAAGAUAACAUGGAUGAAUGCAAAAAGUUACUCUUACAAUUCUUAGAGUUUACAAAGUUUUUUGUAACUGUUAAACUUACAAACAAAUGUGCCAUGACAUUACUUUUAAUAGUUUCAAACAUGGGGUUUGUUUGCAUACUGAAAGAAGUGGAAUAGAGGCAGCAUGGCUGACACCUGGCAUUAAAAAUGAAGGCGUAUCAAUCAUCACUUAUGACACUGAUGGUCUAUUUUUGCUGUUAGUUGUCAUAAAAACGCAUCAAUAUGAAUUUCAUGAACAUUAAAAAAAAAAAAAAACCUUUUUAAAGGACGACAAUGGAUGCCAAAUGUUUUUGGAGAAAGUCAGUGAGAAGUUACGUAUAAAAUGUGAAAUUCAAGAUUAAUGCACAAACCAACACCUGAGCUUUAUGAAGUCAUUUUCCCACAACAUCAGCUGGAUUUCUGUUUUCAUACACUUUAAAUCCCUUUAAACCCUUUGAGGAGCUUUUCUGUCUGUGUUGACUUUGGCGCCCCCUGUGGACAAAGUGGAUAAUAGCAAGGUUUAUCACUCACUGACAUCAAUAGUGACACAUCACUGUUUAUUUCCGUCUGUUUACCUUUAAAAUAUUCUCACAGGAGCUUUAAAUAAUGGAAAAAAAGGAGGCAGACUAUGAGACAAAUAACAGCCAGGUGUUAUGAAGGAUAUAUUGAGGUUAUGUCAAACUUUUAAAAUUGGCAAACAUCCACCAUAGCAACUACACGUCAUCUCCUGACUGAUAACUAAAUCAAACAUCAUGUUUUUGUCAUAGACCUCCAUAGCUCGUCAUUAAAACUGGACUGAAUCUCUAUUCUGAUAACUCAUGAUCUCUAUUUCCUCUCCAUACAGGUAGCCGGAGUCGUCCUCCUGCGGGAGAACACACACACAUCCAGCGUGAGGAGACUUUGGCUGCGGUCCACAGACUCCCCCACCCCUCCUUCCCUCCUCCUCCUCCUCCUCCUCCUGCCCCUUCAUCCUCCUCUCCCCUCCUCCUGGCACAGGCAGAGAGAAAGUGUGAGAGAGCGAGGGAACAUGGGAAAGAGGAAGACGAUGUACCAAACGCUGCUCCUCUCCUCCUCCCUCUUCAUCCUUCAUGUGAUGGGCACCACGCAGUUCUUCGCUCACCACGGGUAACGGCUCCAUUCACGCUCUUCCUGUGUUUAUUAUUGGAUGUAAUUGAGUCUUUUUGGCCCCUUGAGCUCUAGAAAUGCCACUGAGACCUGUUUGUUUAGAGGGACCUGUGUACACAAAUUGCUUGAAUGACAUUUAAACAUUUAAAAGCUCUCUUUUCUCCGGGACCAAAACUGUCACUCCCAACUAUUAGAUGUAAUCGCUCUGCAGGCUCAUCUCGUCAUUAUAAGUUGAUUUGGACACGGGCCAAAAUAAACCACAGGCCAAACAAAAGAUCAAGUAGAUCCAGAGAGGUCAAAGGUCAGCUCUAAACUCCCCCACAUUCAGGAGUGAUUACACAGGUCAGAGAGGAGCCACAAACACAGACCAGCUUUUCCAGCUUUCUGAACCACACGUCUCAGUGGAAAUCACUUUCUCGAGAAACUUUUUAAUCUAAAUCGAGCACAGCUUCCGGCUCAUAUGCUCUUUGAAAGUCUCUGUUUCAAGGCGGCGUUAAUGAUUGAUCUCAUUUCUCUCUCUCUUUUUUUUUUUUUCUGCAGGAGGAGGGUGUGCGGCCGAGACCUCCGUCACAGCGUUGUCAUGGCAACAGAGUCAUAUGUCCAGCCGGUGCACAAACCCUACAUCACCCUGUGUCAGGGGCAUCGCCUCUGCAGCACGUACAAGUGAGUUAACCAGCAACAACACAUAAUAAAAAUACAACAAUUUCACCUCUUUGAUGCAUAAAUUGAAGAUAAGAUGUUCAUUCAAUAGUCCCACAGGGGGAAAUUCCAAAAUUACAGCAGCAUGGUAUAGAUACAAAUUAAAAGAUAAAGAAACUUUGAGUUUAAACAAGAUAUGUGCAUGCGUUAUAUUAUCAUAAUAAUAACAGGUAAACAUAAAAAUACUGUCUUUCCGAAGCAUUAAACCUUGAAUUAACCUGGAAGUACCGGUUUUUGAGUGUAAUUAAGUAACAAGCUGAACUGAAAGAAUCACCUGUUGGAUGCACAAAUUAAUCUGGAGGCAGUUAGUUGCACCUGAUCUCCACAGCAAAGCAUUCAAAGCUUUAAUAUGUAAUUUUCUGUAGAUUAUUUUUGAACAUUUAUUUUCUGAGAUUAUUAUAUUGAACAUUUAGCAUCAUAAUCUUACUUUCAAAAUUUUGUUCAUUUUUGGGCAUCAUGUAUAACCCUCUAAUAAAAACAAUUUAAAGCUCCUAAGGGGAGUUUUUUCACAUUUUAGAAAGAGAUUUAAAUUCAUAUUGAUGACUUGUUAUCCCACUGAGCAAUAGACAGCUAUUAGAGGUCUCUCUCUUUUUUUUUAGACCUAAUUUCAAACUAAAUUCUGUAUAUUUUUAGAUGGAAUUUAGACGUUGCACUUUAACCCAUUAUUCGAUAACUAUUUAUUUCAACUGUGAGUUGCAUAACUGAUCUCCAAGUACUUAACCAAAAUAAUUAUGAUAGCCGUUGAGCAAUAAACAGUGUAGUAUAGAUAUAGCCCAGAUUUAGACUUGAUCUAAACUUGCCCGUGGUAGCCUUAUUUUAGACCAGUCGUCUAGACCAGUGGUUCUCAAGUCCAGUCCUCGAGGCCCACUGUCCUGCAUGUUUUGGAUGUUUCCCUGCUCCAACACACCUGAUUCAAAUGAUUAGCUCAUUAUCAAGCUCUGUAGUGGCAUAAUAACGAGCUGAUCAUUUGAAUCAGGUGUGUUGGAGCAGGGAAACAUCCAAAACAUGCAGGACGGUGGGCCUCGAGGACUAGACUUGAGAACCACUGGUCUAGGCUACAUGUAGUCGUCUAUUAGACCUCUUUUAGACCAAAAAAUGCUCAGUGGGAUGAUAGACAAAAACAAACAAGACCACCAGCAUCAUGAUUGGCUGUUAUUAUAUCAUGAUUUUUAAGGCCUGUAACUGUUGUGAAAAGGCAGUUGCUAGCUGAGCAGCUGUAGAAACAGCCCUCUUAGAUUGACUACUAAAUUUUAAAACUGAAUUUGGUCAGCCAUCAUCAUCGAUUUCCACCUUUUUUCAUGUUUCGGCAAGAAAUUAAAAAUAUAUGUAGGUAGAGUCUCCCCCUACAGGCCAUUAGAAAUUAUGCACUUUUGGGGCACUUGCACUAGAUUAGAUUUUAUAAAACUUUAUUUAUCCCUCAAAGAAAUUGUGCAUUCGAUGCCAUAAACCUCUGUCUAUUUCAUUUAUUUAUUUAUUUUUUAUUUUGAUGUUUAUUUAACAGGGACAAUACAUACAACAUUACCACAAAAAAUCGAAAAUGUCAUGCAUAUAAGACGUCUAGCUUCAGCUAAUUUGCCGUCUUUGUGCCUGGUCAGGCUUUAGUGUAGGAUAAAAUAUACUGAAUACUAUAAUACAACUACAGUGAAUAAUACAGUGUAUUAAUAUUAUACAAUACAGUAAAAUACUGUACAGCACAGGAUCAUUAUUUGGAUUAUCUGACAAUACUUUGAGGUUUGCAGCGCCAUUAUCAGUGGUACCACCAUCUAAAUAUCUGUCUACUGUUUCAGACACUUCCAAAUAACUCCAAAUUAGACUUCUUAUAUUAGGUUAGGCUCUCGGCAUGAACAUGGGGAAUCUGCUCCGUGCGUUGUCACAACAGCGCUCUAAUUAAGCGAUCACUUGAGGUUUAGCCGCUGCUCGAGCAGAGGGGGCUCACGAGUGCGGUCGUAAAUAGAUCAAGACUUUCUCCCACACACACAGAUGCACAUUUUCUUGCACAGAAGUGGGUCACGGUGGCACAUGUUUGGGUGGAAUCUAAGUAUCGAGUACUUGUGUGUAACUACGGGAAAUGAACCGCCUGCCCCGCAGAGACCGCGGUCAUGUUUAUUUUGGCCCGAGUCUCCCUCCUUACUUGCUGGAUCUCUCUCCAGCUCUGAUGCUUUCGAGUCCCCCCUCUUACAUUCCCUCCGUUUUAAUCUCUUAUUUUUUAACCCUUAGCUCGCCACAAGACAUAUUUUCACUUUUAGACGAUUUAUUCCCUCGUUCUUUUAGAUAAUUACUGGUGGGAUAUCUCAUGAUGCUAAAUUAUCAGAUUUUUUGUUUGCCUUAAACACAUCUAUCUGCCUUUAUUUUGUUUCAAGUGUUUACAUCAGUUUAUCACUGGUAUCUGUCUUUGUAAACCAAACAUACCAGAGGUUGCAGCUCUCAGAUUUGACUUUACAUCCCUGCUCCUAUCUCCCCUCCUCGAUUCCUUUCUCUUUCUCUUUCCCGACACACGCUCUCAGAUGUCAGCGGUCUGAGGUUUCAAUAUUCCUGCAAUUUUCUCAUCAGCGUUCUUUCGGGCUGACAGAAUAUGAAAAUGGCUGGACCGCCUCGACCACACACUCCUGGGUGAUGACAGCAUCAUGAACAAAUGGGAAUCACUAAGUUUGUGUGUGUGUGUUUGGUGUUUCCACAGGACAGUGUACUCUGUGGCGUACCGGCAGGUGAGCAGAGCGGCACCACCUUCACGUUUCUACCCUGAGUGCUGCCCCGGCUGGAGGAGGUUUCACUCUCACAACUGCAACCAAGGUAACCCGGAGCAACGCGAUGGCCUUUAUUUAAACCUUUGUUAGCCGCUGCUGUUAAGAGCAAGAUAUUUGAUUACUCCUGAGGAAAGUUUCAGUCAAAACUGGGAGCCAAAUAUGAGCUAACAGGGCUGCAAAGGUUAUAAAUUGGUGGUCAGGAUUAGCUAACAAGACUCUUUCAAACUAAAUUUACGAAAGAGAUUUGGGGAAGAAAAAGUUUAAGAUUGAAAGCAAAAAAAGUUGUAAUUUCAUGUUGAGAAAAAGAUCAGCAAACCCCUCAGUAAAACAUCAUAAUCAUUGUUUUAACUACAUUCUUGUACGUUUCAAAUAAAUAAGCUCUAAUGUGAUGAUUUAAUGACUUGUUUCCAGUCUUUACGCCACACUUAGCUAGCUUCUGUGGACUGAGGCUAUUUAGCAUGCUGGGCAAAAUCCGCCUCUUUCAAGUAAAUGAAGCACAGGAAGUGAAGACUUCAUAUUUCCUCUGUGUUAUGAAGAUAAUAUCAAAAGAUAUUAAUGUAACUUUUAACCCUUUUCCAUCUUAACUUUUAUAUUUCCAGAUAAAUUUUCUGUCUUAAAGGGAUAUUCCGGCAUAAAAUUAAUUGAGGGUCAAACACACCGUAACAUCAAGUUAGACACACCUUUGAAAGAUGAAUGUUGCCGACCGCUUGCUUCUCUAGUCAUACCAACUUUAGUAACGACCACACCAUAGCAAUAGACAGCGGCCUGAGGCACCAUAAAUAAACCUCAACCAAAACGCCACUCUAUAGUCACAAAUAAUGCUCAGAACAGCACCUAACUUCAUCAACGGUACGUAUAGGGUCCUAGCCACAGCACUAGCCAUCAAACAUCUUUUUAGCUUUGCCUGAUUUCUUUAGCAAAGAGACUAAACACAACUCACAGACUCUAUUCCAGCAGCUUGUUUGUAGCGAGACUUCGGGCCAGUCCACUACGCACUACAGCGGGGUGACGCAGCUCAAGGAAGAACAUUUAUGAUCAAUUUAAAAAAAUGUUUGGUGGCUAGUACUAUGGCUGGGACCCUAUAUGUACUGUUGCUGAAGUUAGGUGCUGUUCUGAGCAUUUUUUGUGGCUAUAGAGUGGCGUUUUGGUUGAGGUUUGUUUAUGGCUCCUCAGACCGUUGUGUAUUGCUAUCCUGCGGUCGUUACUAAAGUUGGUGUAACUAGAGAAGCAAGCGGUCGGCAAAAUUUAACUCUUGAGGGGGUGUCUAACUUGAUGUUACAGUGUGUUUGACCCUAAAUCAAUUUUACGCCGGAAUAUCCCUUUAACUACAUUUUUGUAUGUUUCAAACGACUCUGUGUGACAAUUAGAUGAAUUGUUUUCAGGCUUUACUUAGCUAGCUUCUGUGGACUGUGGUUAUUUAGCAUGUUGGGCAAAACCCGCCUCCUUCAUGUAAAUGAAGCACAGGAAGUGAAGACUUCAUAUUUCCUCUGUGUUAUGAAGAUAAUAUUAAAUUAUAUUAAUAAUAUUUUUAACCUUUUUCUGUCUAAUUUUUUUCGUACCUCCUAAAGAUUGUCAAUAAUUGCUUCAACCUGAAUAGUGACUCCAUCUGUAAAUGUCUCCUACAGCUGUGUGUGGACAGCCCUGUAUGAACGGAGGUACCUGCUUAAGACCCAACCAGUGUGCUUGUCCGCUCGGCUGGACAGGACACCAAUGCCAAACAGGUGCGCCACACAAACACAUUUACCUGCUGCGUGUUUGUGAAAGCCUCAGUGAGCUUCUUCUCACAUCAGCUACAAACUCAUCUCUCUGCCUUUUCAGACGUUGACGAGUGUAGGAGGCAGCAUUCGUGCGCCCAGGAUUGUGUGAACACAGCCGGAAGCUAUCGAUGUGCGUGCAGAGACGGCUUCAAGCUCACGGAAGACGGCCAUUCCUGCCAGAGCCUUCCUCCUCCUCAUCCUCCUCCUCCUCCUCGUGCCACCCCUCUGUCACCGGGCCAGGCAGCAGCGGGUGGCCACACAGAUGCGGGUAAAGGAGCCGUGAAGGAGCGCAUACUUGCUUUCACAGCGGCGAAGUGUCUGGAAAACAGAAGAGCGAGAACAUAGCCAGCUUCGCGGUCCAUUAUUACUUUUGGUACGCGCUAUGCCACUCUCAACUCGUACCGUGAGUAAUAAUGCACUGCGACUGGUGUCGACUCCAGACAGAUGUGUUGUGGUCGGGCCUCUUGUGGUGAAACUGGGACCGGUUACUCUUUGAUAAUGACUCGAUUUACUCCUAAGAGACCUGUGAGCGGAGCAAACAUCUGACUUUAAUCGAGCUCCCGUGCUAAUACAGACAUAUUUUUAUCCCACACACUCCAUUAGUUCCCUUAAGUACGCUGCAAUGUUUCUCCUAACCAUGAAAAGUCGAUUUUUGUAAGUGUGUGUUUCCUGUGUCCAAGCAACAAAAUAAUACAUCCUCCCUUCUCGUCUCCUCAAGUGAUUGUUGACCUCAGGAUAUUCUUUUUUAAUAUGUCAGAGUUAUUGCUUUUUCGGGAAAUUACGCAAGACGAAACUAGAGAAAACGUACCUUUUCCUGACUUCUUCAAAUCUGUCAACUUUUUGGGGGCUUUGUGAGUCACCAAGCAGUAAAUCUAGAGAGGAGAUCGUCUCAUGUACUGUCAGGAAGAAAAAAAAAAGAAGUAUCUGUUUGGAGAUGUGAUAUUGCCAAAUUUCUCAGGCUCUGCACAGAACUCCCUCUGAUUUAUCAGUGUGUUUGUAGAGAAUCAAAGACCAAAUCACAUAAAAACAGAACUUCUUAGCUAUAAAAAAAAGAGUAUCUUGCAGAUACUUCUGAGUCAGCAAAUUUAGAAGAGAAACUCUAAAAACGGAGGAGAAAAAAGCUGAAAUAUGACGGAUCAAUUCACUUGUGAGGACUGAACUCUUGAAGCAGCAAAAAUUCCAAGGCCAGUAGUGAUUUUUGGCUUCAGCUUGCAUUCUUGUAAGUGUUCGAAUACACACGUAAGAGUGAUGUCCAUGCAGAUCACAAAUAUAAACAGGCUGUAGAGCUGAAAAACUCGACCUGAGCUCUGACUCCCUGCCAGGCUGCUGCAGAGGAGUGUUAAGACUUCAUUCCUGCAUCUCCAUCUUCCCUUUUCCCCUCCCUGUCUCCUUUUUUCCCCCCGUUUUCUUGGCUCAAACUCGUGUUCUCAUUCCUGCUCCAUCAACCCUGUCUGCUGGGGGUCAUCGCCAGUUUCCCCCCCCGCCCCCCUCCUUCUCUUGGCCCUGUUUCUCAACUCAUUCCUGUCUCAGUAAUGGACCACAUCUGGGAGAGAUUGAGCCGCCCUCUAUGUCUGUCUGUGAAAGCACAGCCAAGCCCAAAAGCAGGGGGUCCCUCGUUUUUGCAUCCUGAUCUGGGUCUCAGUCUGCUCCAGGGACACCCCCUCCUCCCCCUUUAGGUGGAGAUGGGGCAGAGAUGACCCCAAAACAAGUUUAUGUAUCAGAAGAAGGAUAAAUAAGUGCCCGUCUAUUUCUGUCGACCUCUCUUUCCGCUUGUUUGGCUGCUUUUCAGCCGUUCCCAUAACUAACGGGUCCCCUUUGUGCUCUAAAGUCUCAUUUUGGUCUUUUAUGAUAUUAUUUCAUCAACAAAGAUACACAAAACUGAUCCAGCAGACGAGAGCAACCCAAACAGAAGAGUCAGAGGUUUAAUAUAUUAAAAAAAUAUCACAAAUAUAGCAGAUACUGACAGUUUUAAAAGCAUGUGUUAUGCCUAAGUAGAGAUGUAUCUGCUUAAGUUGACCAACAAAUAGUUUUAUACCACCAAAUGUUCAUUUAUGAAUUAUUUCUUUAUGCAAUAAUACCAUGUAGUCAAUGCAGAUGACAAAAAAUGAAGUUUUCUAUCACUAAAUUUACUGCUAUGCACAAAAAUAUUCAGUUUGAUCAAACAUAUAACUUCUUUUUGGUCUCGCUUUUGUCUCUGCCCUCUUCUUUAUUAAUCCCCUGAUCAGUGUUUUUUUUUUAUAUUUGUGUGGUUUCUACAGGCGGAGGGUUUAACAUCGCGGAGAAUGUGACAGAGGAGGUACAGAGCCUGAGGAACAGAGUGGAGCUCCUGGAAAAGGUACAGAUGUUCACAUAAAAGCCCCCUUCACACUUAUACCUCCCAGGAUUUCUCACCAGGAACACCUUUAGUCCAUGUGUGACGCUAUGAUGUAAAAUGUGAACUGCUGUUUUAAUCCCUAAAACAGAUUUUAAUUGGUUUUAUUAGACUACUGCCUGUUUACAUGUGGUUUAACUGUAUUCAUAUGCUGACUCACACUUAACAUAGGAGGCUCAGAUGCUUUUUUAUUGAUAUCUCACUGUGUUUGAGGUUAUAAAUCAAAUAAUUUAACUGUUAUUGCGCCAAUAUUUUAAGGUGGAUUAUUGAAUGAAAAGACAAAGAGCAGUGAAGCCCUGAAAUAGUCAAACAUUAGCAUCUAAGUUACAAAUUUUGCAAGUACUAUGGUGUUUUUGACAUGGUACGCAUGCCAUGGUGCAGGCAAAAACACUGUAUCAUAGUAGGACAAGGUGCUGGUACUAUGGUGCCACUGUAGUUAGAGUACCAGGGUAGAAUUUCUCCUGGUUCUGGACAUGGUUUCAGAGGAAAAGGGCCGCCGUGUCUGUUCCUCUGAAUAUCGUUCCUUUUUCUUCCUUGCUUUAGAAGUUGCAGUUGGUGUUGGCCCCCUUCAGCAGCUUCUUCCCGCUCUCCCUGGACGAAGGCUUGUCAGAGAAAACCACUUUACUGUCCCACUCCUUCCAGCAGCUGGACCGCAUAGACUCUCUCAGCGAGCAGAUCGGCUUUCUGGAGGAGCGCCUCGGCACAUGUAAGUGACCGCAGGCCGACCUUCGAUUGGUCAUAGUUGAAAAUAAAGCUUGUGAAAAGAGGGGAAGUCCAGUUUAAGUAUUUGAACACCACUUGUAUUUUUGUCCCUGGGAAGACAGAAUAGCUGAAAAAGUCUGUAAAAAGAUCAGAGACCGAGUCAAAGCCAAGACGGCACGGUUUUCUAUAACGUAAUAAAAUAGUCAAUAUUAAUAAAAUCCAAUAACAUAAAAGAAUAUUGUUCCUGUAACAUAAUAAACUUUUGGCUGACCUUUUUUAAAUGUCAACAAUACGACACUUUACCUCAUAGUAUUUGUUCAAAAACAAGUCAAGGCAAACUUGAUUUAUGAAGCGCAUUUCAUACAAAAGGUAACACAAUGUGCCUCACUUUCAUUUGAACUGUGUUACUGCUAGAAAAAAAACACUUUAGCUGCAUUAUAAAAGUUAUUAUUAGUUUAAACAAACAAAAUAUUAUCCUCAUGGUGGUGCUAGAGGAAAGCCAGACAAAAGUUUAUCAUCUGGGAGUCAUGAAUGUCCACUCAACAGACCGAAGUAACUGCAGGUUAUCUGUGAAAUGCAAGGUAUAUCACUAAAAAAGCUGAAGGUCUUUUCAUUUGUUUUAAAGGAUUUCUUUAAAUAUAUACACUUACUUACCAGAUUUCUCCUCGUGGGGUCCUGUCCUCAACUUUUGGAUACUUCACGUUGAUUAUUUUUACUAUAAAAUGAGCUUUAUCAUAUUUAGUUUUAUUAGAUUAUAGUCAAAAGUUUAAUUUUAGGACAUAAGCUCAGGACCAGCUAAACUAACAACCCUUAAUUUGAAAUUCCCCUCGGUUCAGAUUACAACCACUGUCUCAAGGUAUAUUACUGAGCUUGCUAAAUUGUGCCGUCACUUCCAAUAAAAGAGUUGAUACCUGAUGGUACGUUGCAUUAACUUUUUCUGCUCUUCUCCCCUACAGGCUCUUGCCAGGAGAAUUAACCACAAAAAAGCAUCUACCGUCAACUUAAUAACCUAUGUACGGACCUACCAGAGAUCGUUCGUACCAGGAUGGCGGAGAACAAAAAUAGCCUAGGUUCUUGUUUUGUCAUGUCAUGCUGCAAUCAUCGCACAAAUCAUCUGUUAUUUUCUUUCUCCCAACGGUUCUAUUUACCUUUCCUCUUGGAUCAUUGUCAAAUUCUUGAUUUUGUAACUGUACCUGUGGAGGGGUUGGUUUCAGUGUGACAUCAUCCCUGUAACAUCUGAAUCAUACCUGUGAGGGUCGAAGGUCAAAUUGGCCACUUUGUCUCUGUGUUUGUUUUGCAUUAGUGCAGCUGUGUCCUGAGGCAGACAUGGACGUCAGUAUUUAUCUAUUUAAGUUAUGAUUACUUUGAGGUAUUUCUCAUUCCAGUCCACAGUAGAUAUUUUUACCAAGUUUUGUAACAUUUUGUAAUAAAAGCCUUCAUCGAAAA
Messenger RNA from Xyrichtys novacula (pearly razorfish), 14498 nucleotides. The record is from the annotation of a GenBank genome assembly. Lineage: Eukaryota; Metazoa; Chordata; Actinopteri; Labriformes; Labridae.